AGUAAAGAGUACAGUACAGAAUGGGGGAUAAGUUGAUGCAAGAGGGACAGUCUAACUCAAGGGAAUCAAAACAUUGGCCAGUUCUCGCCGCUCAGUCUCGCAGUAAGGACGUGUGGCGUCAUGACCUCCGUGCCCCAGAAUGCCCCGGAGCACUGCCCCGGCACCAACAGCCAGGAUGCGGGGAAGGCAGAUGCCUGUGCCGGCUGUCCCAACCAGCAGGUGUGUGCCUCAGGAGACGCUGCUGCUCCAGAUCCAGACCUAGCGGUGGUGAGGGAGCGCCUGGCGUCCGUCAAGAACAAGGUGCUGGUGCUGUCCGGCAAGGGAGGUGUGGGCAAGUCCACUGUGAGUGCCAUGCUGGGCCGUGCCUUAGCCCUCGACGACUCCAAGGAGGUGGGAAUCCUUGACAUUGACAUCUGUGGGCCGUCUCAGCCACGGGUGUUAGGGGCGGCGGAGGAGAAGGUCCACUCUUCAGGUGCUGGCUGGUCCCCUGUGUAUGUGUCUGACAACCUGGCUGUCAUGUCCAUUGGGUUCCUGCUCAACAGUGCAGACGAUGCUGUCAUCUGGAGGGGACCCAAGAAGAAUGGCAUGAUCAAACAGUUCCUGCGUGAUGUUGACUGGGGCGCCCUGGACUACCUGGUGGUGGACACUCCCCCGGGCACCAGUGACGAGCAUCUCAGCAUUGUGCAAUAUCUCUCGGCUGCACCACCUGUCGCUGCUGUGGUGGUGACAACUCCUCAGGAAGUGGCUCUGCUGGAUGUGAGGAAGGAAAUCACAUUCUGCAGGAAGGUGAACAUUCCCAUCAUUGGUGUGGUGGAGAACAUGACCUCCUUUGUGUGCCCCAAAUGUAAGACUGAGACGGCCAUCUUUCCUGCCACUACAGGGGGUGGCCCCCAGCUGGCAAAGGAUACUGGGGUGCCACUGCUUGGCAGGUUGCCACUAGAUCCCCGAGUGGCCCAGGCAUGUGACGAAGGCACUAACAUCCUGACACAAGAGCCAGAUUCUGCUGUCACUCAGGUGUACAAAGACAUUGCAAACAAAAUCAAGGAGUAUUAUGAAGCACAGUCCCAAGAAGCUACUUGACCUGCAGCAGCAGCAACAAGAACAACAGUUAUCACACAACCCUACAUAUUCUACAGAGAAGCCUUCUCAUUCAUACCAAAAUUUUUCAUUUACUUCUUAUAAGUCCAUAUCAUCAAGUCAUUUACUGGUUUAUCCUUCAUUUACUUCUUUUUAGUCAAAAUUAUCAAGUAAUUCACAGGUUUAAUUUCCAUUUUACUUCUUAAAUCCAUAUUAUUAACAUCAGUCAGUAUUUACUUUACAAAUGGUGAGUCUUACUCAUUCAUAAUUUAAGUCUUAAGAGUUUAAUUAUUACGACAGUAUCCAACAAAGUUGUUGCCUUGCUACCUUAUCAACAGUGCAAAAAAUGUUGAUUCCAAUGUAUUCCAUCUUAUCAACAAAUUCAGCAAUGAGUACAUUUCAAGAUUGACAUUGCUAACAUUGGGUCUAGUCUCCUUGCCUUGGUGUGCCGAGGCCACCUGGGGACGUCACUUGAUAUGCAGACGUACAAUGUAAAAAUUUCAGACUAAAGUGAGACUUUCAACUUUUCAAGGUUCUGAAUUACUGGAGGCUUUGGCAACAAUUGUUUUGUUGGCUGCUAUUCCUGUGCACGUUAAAACCAUCACGUCUUAUUUUGAGAUGAAGGUUUAAUAUAUAAUCGUGAAUUGGAAAAAUACUUUACUUUUAAAAGUCUUACAGUAAGUUCCCAUAAAAGUUAGCAUACUGUAGUGUUAUAAACAUUUAUAUCAAAAUAAGGGAAAAGAUACCCAGUGAUGUUAUAUAUAGUGCAUGACUUGUAGUAGUGGGAAUAACACUUGUACUGUCAUUUUGGAAUGUCACACACUAACAGUGAAAAAUAAUCAAGGGAAUGGCAACAUAAAUAUUUUUCUUUCUUUCUAGAGGAUGGUUGCCUUGUGAUGAAGGAAGUUGCCCAAAAAUAUUUCCACUUCCCUUUUCAAAAAAAAAAAAAAAAAAAAAAAAAAAAAACUAAAUAUUCCUAAGUGAAUGGCCAGUAUAUUGUAAUAAAAAGACAUGAACAGACAAACAGCCAGGCAAUGAAGUGUAGCUGUCAGUAACCUUUAGUAAUGGUCAAAGAAUUAAUGGUGUGGAAGCUUGUGUGAAGUCCCUGAUGAAAGAUAAAUAUUCCAGCCACUGGAUUCAUACAACUCAAUAGGAUGACCCCCCACCAUUGUAGUGUCUGCUGGACUGGUAAUCCCUUCUUCCAUAGUCAUCACUCUCCCUCUCAGACCUGUACUUCCUCUUCUCAGAGUCCCUCCUACCAUCAUCAUAAUCUCUGUGGUCACCACUAAACCUGCCUUGUCUGUGGUCAGAGUAUUCCCUCCUGUGAUCCCUGUAAUUCCCACGACCCCUAUAAUUUCCAUGACCUCUGUACUCCCCUUGAUCCCUGAAGCCUCCUUCUCUCCUGUAGUCUUGGUGCCUGAAGUUGCCUCUGCGGUGUUUAUUGCGAUCAAAUCUCUCAGCAGGGAGUAUUGGUGGCUUAGGCAGGUUCUUCUUGCAGUGCUGGAAAAUAUCAAACAUUGCUCAUUUCAGAGACAAUGAGCUGCUAUGGAGAACUAGCACAAUAUCAGGAUGUUAUGAAUUAUUUGUUGGAAAUGUAUGUACAAUGGAACCUUG
Molecule: messenger RNA, 2691 nt
Organism: Portunus trituberculatus (swimming crab)
Lineage: Eukaryota; Metazoa; Arthropoda; Malacostraca; Decapoda; Portunidae
Gene: Nubp1
Product: cytosolic Fe-S cluster assembly factor nubp1-like
Exons: 9
Coding region: 121-1080 (319 amino acids)
Biological process (GO): iron-sulfur cluster assembly
Cellular component (GO): cytosol
Molecular function (GO): 4 iron, 4 sulfur cluster binding; ATP binding; ATP-dependent FeS chaperone activity
Source: RefSeq, a predicted model, not a curated record